Molecule: messenger RNA, 1749 nt
Organism: Daucus carota subsp. sativus
Lineage: Eukaryota; Viridiplantae; Streptophyta; Magnoliopsida; Apiales; Apiaceae
Product: E3 ubiquitin-protein ligase UPL5-like
Exons: 1
Coding region: 1-1749 (582 amino acids)
Biological process (GO): protein polyubiquitination
Molecular function (GO): ubiquitin-protein transferase activity; protein binding
Source: RefSeq, a predicted model, not a curated record
AUGUCUCUAAUCGAUUCCUGCAAACACAAAUUGGACUCUUAUACCCGUGUCGAUGAUGGUGUGAGUUCCUCUUCCGCCGUUACAAUGAGAUCUGACGUUAUCAACUCUGUCUCCGGUGCUCGAUCAGCAGCGGGUUCGGCUGAGUCAUCGAAAUCGCACUCUAGCCUACAGUUCCUUGUAAGAUUGUUUUCUGGAAUGAAAACAUUAGUUAUUCGAGCGAAUGUUAAUGAUACAAUUGGGUACGUUCUUGAUUUGAUACAAUCGAAAGCUGGAAUUCCAUCGAACGUGCAGAUGUUAAUUUAUAAGAGCAAGCAGAUUUACCCGGAGCAAACCCUGGGGGAAUGUUGUGUAGAAAAUGAUGCUGUGCUACAGUUGGUUGGAGUCAUGCGGAGUACUCGUCUUGUCAAAGCUCAACAGUUAGUUGAUGAGAUUGUUUCAUUGAUUUGGAGAUUGUGUAAAAGAAAUUCGGGGAAUGAAGCUUGGGAUAGGGAAGCACGUCGCGUGAUUAGAAGAAACUUAUCUGAUUAUUUCGGAGAUUUUCUUCCCAAGGAUAAUGAUAUUUAUUUCGGGCAUUAUCUGCAGGUAUUUUGUUGUUCUCAUGUACCAGCUUCUUUAGCAAUGUUAUAUAUGUCUCCUCAAAAUAUGAUAUUUGGCAAUGAGUUGAUUCAAGAGUUGAUUACGUUAAUUUCUUUACUGCCUCGACAUCUCUCCCUACAAUGUAUACCAAUAUAUUUAGAGAUUUGCAAGGCGUUGCGUGGGAUGCCAUAUUACCGCAACGAUGCUAUGUUUAACACGUGCCGAAGAUGUCUUAGUGACAUGGUCAAAUGUACCGAGAUGAAGACUGCACCGAAUGGAGCUGGCUAUGCUUAUCUUGUUAAUUUUAUAAAAGACAUGCAAACUUUUGUUGCAGACGCUGCCGAUGAGAUAGUUCAUUCUAUGGAUGCUGGUAUAGAACUGGAUACAAGGACGAGUCCCUCACAUCCUUUAUUGACUGAGGUUGUCUAUCUCAAAAACUUUCUGAUGCCUGUAGAAACAUUUAUUACAGAGGAGCUAUUCUUUAAGUUUCGAUACAGAAAGGUAUCUCAGGAUGGUCCUUAUCAAGAAUUUAGUAUCAUGUUUGAGACUUUCUUUAGGCUGCUGAACAAGAUGGAUUAUUGUCUUGAAGAACUGGAGAAGUUAUUGCCGACUAAGAGUGAAAAUCUUGGGUGCUACCAGUAUGUUGCAAUCAUAAUGGAGCUGAAUAAUAUGUCUAAGCACUUCCCAGACUUAGCAAAACAGUUUUGGACAACUUUGAGGAAUAGGAAGCUUUCUUUCAGCUAUUUAAUUAUUAAAUAUGCUAGCAAGGAGGAUGAUUAUGAAUGGAUUUCGGUGCAUAAAGAGGUGACAAAUUUUGAGUGCAGAAGGCAUUUGGCAAUGAUGUUACUUGCACGAGUUAGUGAUGAGGAUAACAACCUGAUCCAAGAGAUCAUGCUUAUUGACAGAUCACGAUUGUUGGAGGACUCUUUUGAAUACAUUGCACACUCUGAGGCUGAAACACUUCGAGCUAGUUUAGAUUUGCAGUUUAAAGAUGAGGAAGCUACUGGCCCUGGUGUUCUGAGGGAGUGGUUUGUCUUAGUUUGUCAAGCCAUAUUUGACCCUCGAAAUGCCCUCUUUGUAGCUUGUCCAAAUGAUCGUAGAAGGUUUUUUCCAAAUUCAGGUAAUCAGCUUGGUGCUUCUGUCAUUCUACUUUGCCCUAUAUAUGAUUCAUAG